AUAAUUAUGAGUGCCCAUUGGUGUCUACAUUCCCUGGGAGGAAUACUCUAAAUUCCAUGGUAAAUGCCGUACAAUCGAUACUCCAGUCCCUAGGAGAGCUAUCAAAAAGGAAGGUUAAACGAUCAGCACGUAUUUGGACAACAAGGAUAGAGGAGCUUGUAUCUAGAAGGGAAUUGAUAACAUCUAAACAGGCAGUAGAUAUCGCAAAAUUGCUGGUUCAAAACCAACUGGAGUCACAUAGAAAGGUUCAUGAGUUGACAUGUCAUAUAGCUCAGGUGGUACCAACGCUGGAGCGUAUUGAAACCUCAGAUAUAUACCCACUCUGCUACCUACUGGCUGCAGUGGAUCUCGAUGAUGUAUUAUACAGGCUCUUGGAUCGUCAUUUACACUUAUCGAAGGAACAGUGCAUACAUACACCACAUGACUUUUGCGGCAUUAUUAAAUCAGUAGCUUUAAUGUCAAGUAGGCAUAAGUGGCGCAUGAAGCAGACUGGAUACAUAACAGGAGAUAUACCCAGUUUCACGGAGAUAGUAGAAAAUACUAUCCACGAAGCUAAUAAAAAGAUACCAUCAUACCUACACAAAAGCGAUACUGAAAGUCAAACCCUGGGUGAAAUAAUUGCACAAAAGGCUUUUAUAGAGUAUAUAUGGCAUAAGAACACAGAGGUAGUCAAUGCGCAUGUGAUAAACGGAGCUACGAUAGGAGCCAGAGUUAGAAUUGCUCAAAUGCUUACGCCAGAAGCGCAGUCACUGCUACAGAAUCAAAUAGCAGCUGGGAGCUACCAGAGUACCCUUAGUACACUACGAGAAAUACAACGUAUGCGCUACCCACAGGAGUGUUAUCUGCGAGAUUUGUACGCCAGAUUAUGCGCCACUACAGGGGCGUCUACCUAUAUGUGCAGACAAGAGGCUAUAGAUACACUGGAUCACUUCAUAAAUAUGCUUAAGGACACUACACAGUCAUCUUUGCUGGAUUACCUCAAAGGGAUACGGCGCACGGACAUACUAGCUAGUAAACACCAAGCUACGCACAGGUGGAAUUACCCAAUCAAUAUCCGGAAGAUAUAGGCAC
Messenger RNA from Babesia bovis T2Bo, 1071 nucleotides. RefSeq lists its product as uncharacterized. The transcript has a single exon. NCBI's taxonomy places the organism in Eukaryota, Apicomplexa, Aconoidasida, Piroplasmida, Babesiidae. Bases 57 to 1067 code for a protein of 336 amino acids. The record is from RefSeq and is a predicted model, not a curated record.